Messenger RNA from Rangifer tarandus platyrhynchus (Svalbard reindeer), 972 nucleotides. The record is from the annotation of a GenBank genome assembly. Lineage: Eukaryota; Metazoa; Chordata; Mammalia; Artiodactyla; Cervidae.
AUGGCCCGGCCCCGCGUGCGGCUUGUGGUCACGGCAGACGACUUUGGCUAUUGCCCGCGGCGCGACGAGGGCAUCGUGGAAGCCUUCCUGGCCGGGGCUGUGACCAGCGUGUCCCUGCUGGUCAACGGCUCGGCCGCCGGGAGCGCGGCUGAACUGGCCCGCAGGCACCGGAUCCCCACGGGCCUCCACGCCAACCUGUCCGAGGGCCGCCCCGUGGGCCCGGCCCGCCAUGGCGCCUCUUCGCUGACCGGCUCCGAGGGCUUCUUCCUCGGCAAGAUGGGAUUCCGGCGGGCGGUGGCGGCCGGAGAAGUGAUCUUGUCCCAGGUGCGAGAAGAGCUGGAGGCCCAGUUGAGCCGCUUCCGGGAAUUACUGGGCAGGGACCCUACUCACGUCGACGGCCACCAGCACGUGCACGUGCUCCCAGGCGUGUGCCGGGUGUUCGCUGAGGCCCUGCAGGCCUGUGGAGUGCGCUACACUAGGCUGCCGCUGGAGCGCGGGGUGGACGGCUGCGCCUGGCUAGAGGCCCCAGCGCGGGACUUUGCCGGCGCCCUGGAGCAAGAUGCCAGCGCUGCCAUCCGUCUCUUCGUUUACCAUGGCCUUCGGUGGACUGACGUCUUCGUGGGCCUCAGCACCUGCGGCCGGCACAUGUCCGCUCACCGUGUGCUGGAGGCACUGACUCGGGCCCUGGAAGGUAUGCCUGCUGGCCAGGUGGUGACGGCUGAGCUGAUGGUGCACCCCGGCUACCCGAGUGUGCCUCCGGUUGGGGGCUGCGGGGAGGGCCCAGACGCCUUCUCCUGCUCUUCGGAUCGCCUGCACGAGCUGCGUGUCCUCACGGCACCCACGCUGCAGGCUCAGCUUGCCCGGGACGGUGUGCAGCUCUGCACCGUGGAAGACCUAGACUGCAAGAGGCCAGGAGAGGGGUCCACCAGCAAAGCCCCUCGGGAAACCUUUCUGGAGCCCUCCCCACCGUGA